ACCAAUCGCGUAAGACCACGACACAAUGGCGGCGUGGCUGGACAGUUUUGUGUUGUCGAGUGGUUAGGUGUCAUUAGGUUUCUUGUCGCGAUCUCGGAUUAAUUUUUUUGUUUAGAAGAUUGCUUCGUUGCGCUCGGUGAAUUAAUUUUCCUCUCAGUCAUGCACGGUUUCCUGAUAGUAGUCCUGUUGGAUUUAACCUUCGACUUGGUCGGAAGUGUUUCUCAAUUGGAGAUCGACAAGCAUCUAGAGUACGGCAGAGAAUUCCUGGCAAAGGGCCAGUUGCAGGACGCACUAUCGCAUUAUCAUGCAGCUGUCGAGGGAGAUCCGACCAAUUACCUGACAUAUUAUAAGAGAGGAACAGUUUAUUUAGCAUUAGGUAAAGCCAAAUUUGCCCUACUCGAUCUUAAUAAGGUUUUAGAAUUGAAGGUAGACUUUACACCAGCAAGACUACAGCGUGGUAACAUUUUACUGAAGCAAGCUCACUUUAAUGAAGCUGAAAUAGAUUUUCAAGAUGUCCUAUCUGUAGAACCAAAUAAUAAGGAUGCCUUGUAUGCCUUAGAUAGGUUAUCUUCAGCUAGAGAAGAUAUGAAAUUUAUUAAUACACUGAUAUAUAAUGACGAUCAUGCAGCAGUUGUACAGCAAAUUACUCGAAUCCUUGAAAUAUGUCCAUGGUCUUCUGACCUUAGAGAACAAAGAGCAGAGAGUCAUCGCCACCUUGGAGAUUAUAUGAGUGCUAUAUCUGAUAUACGAUCGACUACAAAAUUACUGUCUGAUAAUACAGAAGGAUUCUUCAAGCUCUCGACAUGGUUGUAUCGUCUUGGACAAGUUGAAGAGGCAUUAAAGGAGAUUCGAGAAUGUUUGAAACUUGAUCCAGACCAUAAGGAAUGUUUCCCAUUUUAUAAGAAGAUUAGAAAAAUUCAUAAAUUCCUACAAGAUGCAAGGACAGCACUAGAAAAUACAAAGGAUUAUAAUUCGUGUAUCGACUUAUCUAAUCGUAUAUUAAAGGAAGAACCAUAUGAAAAGAACGUGCAAUUUACGGCUUUUCAUUAUCUUUGCAAAUGUUACACGGGAACCUCUAAUACAACUUAUGCAAUCCGUAAUUGCCAAGAAGCAUUGGAAAUUAAAAAGGAACCUGAUUUGAUUUGUGAUAGUGCAGAAGCUUAUCUCGCUGCAGAAAUGUUCGAUGAUGCCAUUAGAGAAUAUAAAAAUGCCUUAGAGAUAGAACCGAAUAUGCAGAGAGCCAAGCAAGGAUUGCAAAAAGCGCAACAACGCCAAAAAAUGUCAGAAAGCCGAGACUAUUAUAAAAUUUUAGGCGUAUCGAGAAAUGCCAGCAAACGAGAUAUCAUUAAGGCAUACCGGAAGCAAGCACAGAAGUGGCAUCCUGAUAAUUUUCAGGAAGGCGAAGAGAAAAAACGUGCGCAGAAAAAGUUCAUCGAUAUUGCCGCUGCCAAAGAAGUCCUCACGGAUGAUGAGAAGAGAGCGAAAUUCGAUCAGGGCGAGGAUCCCUUAGAUCCGGAGUCGGGUCGACACCAACAGGGCUUCAAUCCCUUCCAGGAGUUCCAUCAAUUCCAUGGUUCUCCCUUCCAAUUUAAAUUCCACUUUAAUUAAACACAUCCUAAGAUCUUGUUGUAAUAGAACAAUUACUAUUCUCGAAUUUUAAUACUCGUCGUUUUAAACGCGACGGUCUCUUUAUUUCAUCCUAGCCCGAAUUUCGUUUCGCUGUCGAUGGAAAUGGCGCGUGUUUAAUCUAACGAAUUCGGGAGAUUGCAGAUGAACAAAUCGAUGAAUCGUUAACCAAGACCAAUGGCCAUCUAGCGAUACCGGGUAAUGCACAUAUCCCGGUACGCGUUUAAUAAGAGAUGCAAAGAGAGACUUUAAUCGCUCGCUAGUUUGUUUACUGCAAAACUUAUAAUACAGUACUCGUUCUACUAGUACAUGCAUACAGACUGAACGAUAAUUAUAAUAUAUUUCAAUUCACACGUAAAUAUCCGUCGCGCAUAAUUUUAUCAUUGCACUAUCCAUCUUUAUACUAUUGUAUGCUACUGAUAAAAUUGUGAUUGUUCCACGUAUUGCAGUACAAACAUGAUAUGUACAGUGAUCACUUGCUACUGAUUGUUUCAGCAGCUCAUUUUUAGCUUGGGAACAUGCGACAAUUAGAUCGAAUUCGAAAGAUAUUGCGCGUUUAUCGAGUACGAAUAUAUUAAAUCGGUAUUUAUAUUGUUAUUACUUUCGCGCGUAUUAUAUUCGUACUCGGUAAUGUUCACAUAAUGUGUAGCUGUGCGUAUGAGUGUGAGUCAAAACUUUAUGUAAAUACUGUAUUUCUGAGACAUUUGUUUAAAAAUAUAUUUGAGUAAUU
This is a messenger RNA of Camponotus floridanus (Florida carpenter ant), 2356 nucleotides long. RefSeq names its product dnaJ homolog subfamily C member 3 (gene P58IPK). Bases 160 to 1608 code for a protein of 482 amino acids. The record is from RefSeq and is a predicted model, not a curated record. The transcript has 6 exons. NCBI's taxonomy places the organism in Eukaryota, Metazoa, Arthropoda, Insecta, Hymenoptera, Formicidae. Gene Ontology annotation, cellular component: endoplasmic reticulum. Gene Ontology annotation, biological process: protein folding in endoplasmic reticulum. Gene Ontology annotation, molecular function: protein-folding chaperone binding; misfolded protein binding.